AGUUGCUCUUCAAGUCUCCUUCAGGUUGAAGCUGUACAUGUACAUGUGAAAAGGAAGGAAGUACGUUACCCUAUGUGCUUAAAGUCUGCCACUUCCUCAGGCUGACCACUCCGGCAGCGCAAGAAGCCAGAAGUUCCAGAAGACGAAAGAGACGAUCUGAGGGUUGGGCCCAGUGAGGGGGAGGACUAAAGAGGAGAGGAGGAGGAGACAGGAGUGAAAAAAGAAAACGGUGAAGCAGAGAGGAGAGACAGAGAGAGCAGGACCUGUGACAGUGACAGAAGACCUGAACCAGUAUUUCUUUCUUUUUUUUAAUUCAAAAACAUGGAUUUAAGUUUGCUUCAAGUUAUGGAGAGAGAGAGCAUCCUGGAGGUUCUUCGGAGAGACAAACAGAUGCGAGCAAUCGAAGAAGACAGGAUCAGGAGGAUGAAAUACGACCUGCAGGAGCUCCGAAGGAAGGGUGCAAAGAGCUAUGCCCGGCAGUACGGCGAGCGGACCUGCGCCCGCUGCCAGAGGCCGCUGGGAAAGUUCUGGAACUCUGGCGCAGUCUGCCGCGGCUGCAGCCACCGCAUCUGCAACAAGUGUCGUGUGGGAGCAGCGAUCUGGAAGUGCACGGUCUGCCACGCAUACAGGGAUGUAAAAAUCAAGUCCGGAGAAUGGUUUCUAGAAGAAAAGUCAAAGAAAUUUCCAGUCACCACAGACAAAUAUGAGACGGUUGGGGAGAAUCUACUGAAGACCUACAAUGUGCUGAGUCAUAUAUCCAUUGUGCCUCCCACUCCUCCACCUCACUUGGAUUAUCACUUCCUGAGCAGAUCUGGGGAUUGGAAAAACUCAAAGCCUUUCACCAAAUCUGUGGAAAAUCUAAUGGUUUCCUUCACGAGUCACAUUAAAAAGAUUUCCAAUUCUCAAAACGACGUCCGUGAAGAUCUGCUGAAGGUCGACAACAGAUGGAGAGGCUCGAGCUUUACCCACUCCACCCAAAAGAGCCUGUCAGACACAGACAUAAACAAAUCGAGCACGCUCUUCAAAGUCCCAAGUCUUCCAAACCUGUUCAAGAAAAGCAAAGACAGCGACCAGGAGGGCUCCUCCACCGGGGCAGAGGACGAGACUUCAUUCGGUUCUGAGUACUCUGAAGGGAAGAGAGGCAGCUGCAGCAGCACCAGCACAGAGUUGGGCUUUGAGAGCGUUUCUGUGACCGGAGAACUGGAGCUGGCUCUGGCCUUCAACACCAACACCUCCCGUCUGGAGAUCACAGUCGGCACCUGCAGAAACCUGUCCUACGGAGACAGCAAGAAGAGGAAGUGUCACCCAUACGUGAAAAUCUACGUGCUGCCGGACAAGAGCUGCAAACUGAAGACGUCAGUGAAGAAGAACACGACUGAUCCGGUUUACAAUGAAGUUUUGAAGUAUGGCAUACAGCGCAACAUGCUCAUUGGAAAGAGGCUACAGGCGACUGUGUGGCAUUCAGGUACCCUGAAAAGGAAAGUUUUUCUUGGUGAAGUCCUCAUCCCUCUGGACGGCUGGAGAUUUGAAGACAAGGCAUUCCAGUGCUUUAACUGGUAUCCACUGUGUCCGAAGCCUGAAAGACAAAACGGAGGUGAUCAGGAGUGAGGAGAACCGCUGGCCGGAGUCAUGGCGUCUGACUGGGAGCCAGCAGAGAGCUCAUCCACAAGACGCCCAUUUCAAAAAAAAAAGAGGGAGACUGAAGUCCUCCACUGCUGCUCGUCCAGGACGUCACUCUGUGGGAUCAAAGCACCUCCUGCCUCUCUGAGGCACCAUAAUGGGGACUUGAAUGGAACAAUAACAGCAGAGAUCCACUUCUGAACAUCCUCUGUGGAAACACUUUAAUGCCGCCUGUGAAGCAUCUACAAUCGUUAUGAAUGUAUACACCACCUCAAGCAAAGCAGUUGUGAUUAAUUAAUAUUUUUUUGCAUUAUAGAACAGACUAUAAAAAAAAUCAAUUGCUUUAUAGAAACAUUAUUUAUGCUUGUUAUAUUUAUUUAGCUUUCUGUUUCUUUUUUUUUUUCAUCUGCUAAGCACCUUGAAACUUGAAAAAAUCAAGUUACAGUCUAUAACCAUGGGCUCCAAGUCUGUUUAAUAAUUACUUUAUAAUAUCCUGUGCUGCAGUUUUAAGCUAAAGAAAGAUUGGAUAAGCCAGCUUCCUGAUGGAGGUUGUACCUAACAUACCGACAUAUUUGUUUAUUAACUGCUUGUGGAUGCUUCAUAGUUGCAGACGGCUAGCACGUACAAUUUUAUUGCUUUAUAAAUGUUAAACAGUUAAAGUGAUGCCACUUCCGUUCAAGGCCUCUCUGCUGACAUUCGUCGAUCCGUUCAGACCCAUUUUCCUCGUUAAUGCCCAUGUUCUUCUGUCAGAGGAGAGCAGCAACAAAACGUCCAUGCAAAUAAAAUUAGUGGAAGAGACGCUAAGCUAACGUUACUGACAAAUGAAAUCUGGAGCCACACCCGGCGGUGGAGCGGAAGCAGUUUGAGUCGCUUCAGACACACACGCACAGACACACCACACAGCGGCUCUUCGAGUACAAAGACACGUUUCUUGUCUCUGUGGACGCGGCGUGUGAAAGCAGCAGCAGAAGAAGAGAAGGAAUAAGGCGGUUUCUGUGCUGGGGGCAGUGAUGUCACUGACCUGGAAUUCUGUUGACUCCGCGUUCUCCCGGCUCACCAUGGCAACUGGAGGCUCACCAGGUUAAGCGUGACGUCAGCUCGCCUGCGUCAACAGGUGGAGAAAUUGAAGCCAGCAGCGGCACAGGCCGCUUACAGACUCAUUGUAUUUAUUUAUUUAUUUAUUUAUUUAUUUUUGUUUACAUCCAGCACUUUAAGACGCUCAUUUAGCAUUCAACUAUUUACAGUGUAUGUGUAGUAUAGCUGUCAGAUAAUAAGUCGAUCAGCUUCCACGUGCAUGUCUGUUUUCGUUUUUUGUCAUUUUAUUUAUUUUUCUGUCACACUGAAUUGCUUUUGUAAAAAUAAAAGUAUCUGAAUAUGAAUCAAAACAACGUGAGGGAGUCCUGACAUGCUGAUAUUAUAAAUAUAAAGCUCUACUUUUUGGGAA
Molecule: messenger RNA, 3064 nt
Organism: Maylandia zebra (zebra mbuna)
Lineage: Eukaryota; Metazoa; Chordata; Actinopteri; Cichliformes; Cichlidae
Gene: sytl3
Product: synaptotagmin-like 3
Biological process (GO): exocytosis; intracellular protein transport
Cellular component (GO): exocytic vesicle; plasma membrane
Molecular function (GO): neurexin family protein binding; small GTPase binding
Source: RefSeq, a predicted model, not a curated record